CUUAAUUUUUGAUUAGUAAUAUGCAUUGCUAAGAACUUCAUUUGGACAGUUUUAAAGUUGAUUUUCUCAGUAUUUUGAUUUUAUUUAUCUUUUUUUGCACCCUUAGAUUCCAGAUUUUCUAAUAAAGUUGUAUCUCGGCUUAAUAUUGUCCUAUCCUAACAAACCAUACAUCAAUGGAAAGCUUAUUUAUUCAGCUUUCAGAUUAUGUAUAAAUCUAAAAAUGCACCUUUAUGACUAGUUUUGUGCUCCUGGGUCACAAUUAAGAAAAAAAAAAGCAGUUGCAGUAUAUAAAGUCACAAAUUAAAAAUAAAAUAUCAAAAUUGCAAGAUAUAAAAAUUAUUUUCAUUUAUUUUUAUUUAUUUAGUUUUUCUGCAAGCCUUAAAUGGACUUCCAUACAAACUUGGGGGCAUUACAGUGAAAACGUGAAAUAAUAGUUUACACGUUUCUUUUCAUUUCAGUGUUUUUAUUUAUUUUUAUUUUAUUAAUUUUUUUUACUUUUUUUUUACUUUCAUAUUUCCGUAAAUAUUUCUCUCUGAUCUAAUUCUUUGGAAACAAGCUUCAGCAUGGAUUAUUGCCUGCUGUGUGAUUUCUGAGAGUUUGUGUUUAUGAAGUCUCCCAGGUUGUUGUUUAACAGACCCCUGCGCGGUGCCAGAUUAGGGUCCAAUAAGGGAAACGGCAAUGACGUUAGCUGUUAGGAGAAAAAGGCUUUAUGACAUGCCCGGAAUGGACCAGUAACAGUGGAUGCGGAUGGCACCAGGGCAAAGAUUAAUCAGCUGCACAUUAUUUAAAGGCCAUCAUAAGACAAAGUCCCAGAGUUGACUCCGUUUCGGCCACAGGAUGAGGCGGCUAAGAUGUUCUUGGAGCUCCUUGAAACCCCUAAUCAUCAUCAUUACACCACUGGCUUUGCUACCGCUGCCACUGGUCAUCAGAAAAAAGGAAGCAGAAUGUGCGUAUAUCCUAAUAUUAAUGGCUGUAUACUGGAUGACGGAGGUCUUGCCUCUGUCUGUGACAGCACUUCUCCCCGCACUGCUUUUCCCUCUAUUUGGGAUCAUGAAGUCCUCACAGGUUGCAUCUGUAUAUUUCAAAGACUUCCACUUGUUGCUUCUUGGUGUCAUCUGUUUAGCAACAUCCAUUGAGAAAUGGGGUCUUCAUCAGAGAAUUGCCCUCAGAUUGGUGACUGGAUUUGGAGUCAAUCCUGGCAUGUUGAUGCUCGGGUUCAUGGUUGGCUGUGCUUUCCUCUCCAUGUGGUUGAGCAACACCUCAACUGUGGCGAUGGUAAUGCCAAUUGUGGAGGCAGUGAUCCAGCAGGUUUUGAAUGCAAGUGAAGAGGCCAGCAAAGACCACAAGGGGGCGUUAAAUGGCAUCUCCAACCUUGCUCUUCAGCUUGAAGAUAUCGAGGCCCAGCAUGACCAAUCUGAGAAGAUAAAAAGCAUCGAAGCAGGGAUUACAGAGCCAGUUCAGACAGCUACUGAGGAACCAGAAUCUGUUAAGGCGCCUCCACCAUAUAAUGGAAAGUACAGGACCCAUGAAGAUCACAUGAUGUGCAAAGGCUUGUCGCUUUGCAUUGCUUACUCCUCAUCCAUUGGGGGGCUGACCACAUUAUCAGGAACAUCCACAAACCUCAUCUUUGCUGAAUACAUCUAUCAGUACUACCCAGAUUGCACCGUCAUUAAUUUUGGGAACUGGUUCGUGCUUUGUCUUCCCAUCUGCAUAAUUAUGCUGAUUUUAUCAUGGAUAUUCCUGCACUGGAUGUAUCUCGGAUCCAACUUUCGUGCCAGUCUGUGCUCCAGACAGCGAUCUGAGAAGGAAAAACACACUGCCAGAGUGCUCCGGGAUCAGUACAACUCACUAGGGCCCAUAAGCUGGCAGGAGAUUAUAACCAUGAUCAUCUUCAUUCUGAUGGCAAUUUUGUGGUUUACAAGAAACCCAGGUUUCAUGCCUGGCUGGUCGGCAUUGUUUCCUGAUUACCCAGGAUACGCUACAGAUGCCACUGUAGCGCUGUUGCUGGGUUUCACGUUCUUCAUCAUCCCCGCACACAAACCAAAUGCAGAGCACUAUGAGGCCUUGAUAACGUGGAAGGACUUCCAGGCCUGUAUGCCAUGGGAGAUCAGUCUGCUCGUGGGUGGUGGUUUUGCUUUGGCUGAAGGCACAAAGAUUUCUGGUUUAUCAACUUGGGUUGCUGAAUUGCUGACUCCCUUGGGAAGUCUUCCUCCUUUAGCCACUGUAACCAUCGCUUGCCUUAUUGUCACCUCUAUCACAGAGGUGGCCAGCAAUGCUGCCACGACGACAAUCUUUUUGCCCAUACUGGCCCCCUUGGCUGAGGCAAUUGGAGUCAACCCUCUGUACAUGUUGAUUCCUACGGCCCUGUGUGUGUCCUUUUCAUUCCUGCUUCCGGUUUCUAAUCCUCCUAAUGCUAUUGUCUUCACAUAUGGUCAUCUGACAAGCAUGGACAUGGUGAAGGCAGGUCUGGGCUUAAAUGUUAUAGGUGUUCUUACAGUCCUAUUAGCUCUUACGACAUGGGGAACACCUCUUCUUAACCUGGACACCUACCCAGACUGGGCACCGGUUGUAAACGGCACUGGAGUAUGACCAUCUCUGUGAAUAUUUUACAAAUGUGGACAUUUAGUUUUCAAUUUACAUGGGACCCCUGGAUGUUGGCUGAAGUGUUGACAGUGCAAAGCCCACAAUCCAAAUGUAUUACUUAUUUGGAUCACUUGGGCAAGAUUGUAUGACCAGCUUCGAUUAGGCAAUACAACAGACUGAAAGCGUUGGGUUCCAUGAGAUGUUCAGUUUGAACAUCAUUGUUUGUUUAUAUGUUUUUGUAUUUUAAUCAUUUUAAUAAUCUUUGUCAUCAGUGGCUCAAGUCCAUGAUUUUUUUAGGGGUUUAAAGAGACUAGUAAAAGCUGUUAAAAACAUGUUUGGUGUACAAUUCAAAAGUGCAAUUUUUAUACAAAAUGUAUUAUAUUAAAGAUAUUUCUUUAGCUUUAAGCAGAGUUUGCAUGACAGGUUUAGUCCCGUCAGCUAACAUAGCACUUAAUGUUUUAUAGAGUUGUAUAUUUUUGUUAUAUGCUAGCCUGUAUAUACAUACCGUAUAUACAGAUAAGUGAACUGUAUGAGUAGAAUGUCGAAAUUCCAUUGUGAACAAAGGAGAUCUAAAGAGUAAAUAACAGACAAAAUUUUCAAGAAAGUACACAGUCUCACUUUCAACAUUAGACACAAACUCGCACAUAACAGUGGCUAGAAAAUAAUAGCUGUUUUUUGUUUGUUUUAAUACCAUUUUAAAAUUCACUCUUACAGAAUUUUGUAUUUUGAAUGGAAACUCAAUGUCAAAUUCGGUUGACCAUCCAUUGUUCAUACUUUAUGUGCUUAUGUGCUUUAUGUGUAAAAUGUUUCUUGUUACGGCUAAAACUGUGAGACGGCUACUUUCUGUCUUGUGUGUUAUUCGUGUGUUUCACUGUUUUGGCGAGAAAAAAAAACAUUUCAAUAAACAUCUGGAACCAUUUACAGACAUCA
Messenger RNA from Cyprinus carpio (common carp), 3513 nucleotides. RefSeq names its product solute carrier family 13 member 1 (gene slc13a1). Gene Ontology annotation, molecular function: sodium:sulfate symporter activity. Gene Ontology annotation, cellular component: membrane. NCBI's taxonomy places the organism in Eukaryota, Metazoa, Chordata, Actinopteri, Cypriniformes, Cyprinidae. Gene Ontology annotation, biological process: monoatomic anion transmembrane transport. The record is from RefSeq and is a predicted model, not a curated record.